This is a messenger RNA of Oryzias latipes (Japanese medaka), 3467 nucleotides long. It is a transcript of the gene spmip4, whose product is annotated as sperm microtubule inner protein 4. NCBI's taxonomy places the organism in Eukaryota, Metazoa, Chordata, Actinopteri, Beloniformes, Adrianichthyidae. Gene Ontology annotation, cellular component: centrosome. The record is from RefSeq and is a predicted model, not a curated record.
UUUUUAAUGUUUCAAAUUUAUUUUAUAUCUCCACUUCCACAAAUCAAAUGACAGAUGAGAAGAAAAAAGUUGUGAGAAUGGCAGCACCAUGGACAGCUCCUAUCUGUGAAAGCAUCUACUAAACAGGAGAAGAAGAUGUUCCACAAAAUGAGCACAAGCUUUGCUCCUUAUUACGAUGACAGGAUGAUUGUUGGAGAGAGAGAAAAAAGUUAUUCCUUUGACUUUUAUACUCAAACAAAGUUUUCAGCAUCUAUGGGCACACAGCCAGUGACUCUGUAAUAUAUUGCUUGGAAGUAGGGACAAUGAAAUAGGACUCCUGUAGCCAAGUACCAGCCACACACAGCUUGUAUCUAGUGUCAGUGUGUGCUGGUCAGAGCAAGCUAGAUUGUCAUUUCACUUCAUGGUUGGUUGAAUGACUGCAAUAAGCUGCGAACGUGUUAUAUCAUCAGAUCCACAUAUGAUGACAGGAUGAGGCAGUCCGGAGCAGUGAUUACAAAAUCUAAUGUAGUAGAAAAAACCUUAUACGCUCAUGCAGAUUAAAAUGAAAAUGCUUACACUUGGUGGGAUCCUCCUUUAGUGAACGAUGAGUAAGGAGUCUGUUUCCUCCUUUCAAAGAUACAAAAGCAUUCUGCUGACACGGUGUGCUGCAGGUGGGAUAGGGUGUCAGGCACACGAUCCGGUUACUUGUCUUAACAAGGCCAUUUCAGUUGUUCCUUCUAUGUAAGUCUCAAACUGCUCAGAGAUGAGGAAGUCCUCAUCAGGCAAAAACAGCCUCAAAUUCAACAAUCAGAGCUUCUGAAACAGGACAGCAAAAGAGAACAAUUCAGAUUUUUUUCUUUCAUUAGAGUUUUUCUUUCAUAUUUUGUAUACUUUGUGUUUUUAAGCACUCUAUGACUCAUGUGACUUGUUCUGCUUUUGUUUGUCUACGUGGAGCUGACAACCUCCCAACCUGGAUUUUCAGCUCAUUCUUGCUUGGACCAAAUGGACCACCAACAACAUCACGACUGGCCCAGCAGAAAAAAAAGCACUGAUCGCCUCAAUGACCAACUCAUACCAAAACCGACUGAAGUCAAUGUAGCAGAUAAAAUGAGGAGAUCUGUCACUCUAAAGGAGCACCCCUAUUCAUCGCACAUGUCUCGGUUUGCCGUCUUUCCAUCUUUCCUUUCCUCUGAGGACCCAGAUUCACGGUUUAGAUCAACUUCUCAAGCCAUUCUUGAUUCCUGUGUCCCAAACAGAGUUGAGAAUGUGAUUCUGCUCAGCAAGACUAAAGGUAAUCCCUACAGACACGAGAUCAUGGAAGCACCAGUAAAGACCAAAAAGUUGUCGAAAAGAGAAAAUGACUCAUUGGAUUAUACAAAACUCAAAAAAGGGGAAAGUCAAGUUUUCUUCUCCAGUUCCACAAAGCCAGUCUUCCCCAGCCCUAAACAGCAUGACUGGUAUUUGUCAAAGACUACAAAGAACAUGCUUCAAAGCUUGCAGAACAAACUUUGGUGCACAUCCUAUCAAGUGGACUAUACAGGUAAACUGCCAGCAAAUCAUGGGAAACUGGUACAUUUCAAUGAAAAUACAAGCAACAUCAAUGGAAUCAAUCCAUUCUCUACUUCAUUGGUAAAAAGCUCAUUUCCCAUGUCUCCUCCCUCAAACGCAAAACCAAGGAACAUCUCGAACAUCAGUCCCACCAAAUCUGGACCGAGAGACAUUUCUCCAACUCCAAAUCAAAACACCAGUGUAAUGAGCCAGCAUGGCUCACAAGAGAUCACAUCUAUCCAUGAUGAUGUGCCAUUUCCAAACCAAAUAGGUCACAGACAAGUACAGCGCAGAACUUGCUGCACAGAGGAACAGCACUCUGAGCUUUUCCCGGAGAUCCCACACAAACACCGAGCUCAGAACAAAAGCCCUGCCCAUGAGGGCAGGCAUAAAGAAGACCGGUUUGAUGAAAAUCUCAUACAAGAAUCCAAGUCACAGAGAAGCCAAGAGGGUCAUGCUGCUCAGAGCACAGACGCAGAGUGGUGCUGUCAGCCAGUUUCAUCCAAAAACAGAAGCUCUCAUGUUGACUUUUUAUCUGGAUGGUCUUCAGAGGAGGAGAUGACUGAGCGCAGAGAACUGCGACACAGUGUUUCCAGUCCAUGCAGCUUUCCUUCUGUCCUGCAAAGAACUGGCUCAGGGAAUAAACCCAGGCCUUUGGCCGGCGCUAGUUCAACUGUGAGCCUUCUGGAGCUUCAGAAUUCAUUCAGCAAGUCUGAAGCGCAUCGAAAUUUCAACAGCUCUGUCACUCGUACUGUCAUGAACCUCAGAGACAAUGUGACCAGUGGAAAGAAACACAACUUCUAUGGGAUCAACUGUAAUUUAAUACAUGGAUAAUACUCUAAGUCAGGAUUUUCAUUUUUUCUCUAAUGUUCUGAAGCUGAUCGGAGAUGUCAUUGUGUUUGCAUCCCUCUGUGUUGACUGCUGUCACAGCUACUGCUGGACUGAAAUCCAGGUAGUAGAAGCGCUAAGGUUUGAAAUAUCUGGAGCAGGUUUUUUGCAAGAAACUUGUUCUUAACGCUGUCUUUCAACAAAAGUAGCUUCUUGGUGACCUUCAUCAAGAUGGCUCGGUUUGGCUGGACAUUCAUUCUCUGCUUUUGAAAGAUGUGAAAAGCUGUACUUUCUUUCAAUACCAGAACUUUACCUCAAAAUAAUGCUGUCUGACAAAUGCAAGGACAAGAGUCUGAACCUCAUUUCUUGUUUUCUAUGACCAAAUAAAGAUACAGAUGUCUGGACAUCCCAAAAAGUCAAACUUAAUAUAUGCCACAAAUACAAAUAACUGGAUUUAUAGACUCAGUCAAAUAUCAAUGCCCUAAGUUUCUAUAUCUAAGUGUGCUCAUUAAGGCCUGUAGAGGCUGUUCUGCAGCUUUUUUUACUUUACAAUGCAGUGUUUUGUUUGUCUGUAAAAAGUAAAUGAAUUACUUUAAAAAUAAAUAAAUUAAAACACCUCCAAGACUGCACCAAAAUGGGUUUAAAUCUUAUAUAAAGUAUCUGCAAACAUAAAUAUAAAACCUCUUAAGGCCUGAUGACCUGACAUAUUUUCAUCUCUAAAAUCCUAUUUUUUGGGUUUGUAAACAUCUAAACUUAGACAGAAAACUUAGGUGGAUGCCCAGUUUCUUUUAUAGCUUUUACAUUUUGAAGUUUUUAUUUGAAUGAUUGAACAGAGUAUAACAUGGCACAUUGUGUUUCAUUGGUGCACCAGGUUUUAAAGCCUUUUGAAGGAUAUAAAAAGAUCACUAAUUAACUGUGUAUGUAUCAGCAAAGAACCAAAGAGAACCUCUCUUCUCGCAUCUGUAAGAACAAGAAAGAAGCGGCCUACAAUGCUUCCAGACAUUUCAGUACACAAACAUAAGACACACAUAAGAAUACUUGUCGGAUUUGUAAUAGUGUGCAAUUCAUUUUGAUCAAAGCGAUAGAUUUACUGGGGAAUAAAAACCUGCUUU